UCUUUUGCGUGUAUGUUCUCUUCCCGAUUGGCUCCUCAGCAUAGUCACAUUCUCUGACUGCAAUGGCUGCAAUGGCUUGCUAUUAUGAUAAACCGGUUGCGUCGCGCACGCUGCGACCUGAGAGAUUCCAACAUUCUGCUGCGCUCAGUGCCCCAAUUGGUUCUCUUCAAUUUACAUGUAGGACGCGGUAACCCCGUCUUUGAACAAUUGUUGGAACAUUGACGAUGAAAUGCGACAAUGAUCUACGAAAUUAUGUCAGGCCGUCCCUGUCAGCGAGGUCUUAUUUGUUGCUGCAAGUGCACAGCAUGUUGACUUGCUCAGUUAUUCCAGCUUUGAAGAUGUAAAGUCACACUGCCUUUUGCAGUUGUUGUGUCAUGUACUUUCGGGAACCAACAUAGGCGAGGUUCGAAUUUAAUUCGAAUGCCGUUCUUGUGAUUUGUUUCGUGAGUUUUUUCUGGCAAGAAAUGGAAGACGUUUCUGUACACAAGCGUGAGAAAGUUGGAAGCGGCGCUGAUGGAAUGCGUUCAGAAGAACCGAAUUUUCCUACAGAUGGGGGAGAUUUGAUCAAUGAGUCACAAACAUCAAUUUCCGAACCUCUAUCCAAACCUUUUGAGUCACUGAGUCGGAAGGAGAAACGAAAAACCCUGAAAAAAUUACGGAGGAAACAGGUCAGGCAAGAAGCUGCUGAAAAGGAGCACUUAGAAGAAUUAGCUCGUUUACAAGACGCCGCGGAGCAAUUGAGAAUUCAGGAGCAAGAGAAACUUGAUGCAGAACGAGUGGAGAAAGAAAGGGUUCAACACGACGAGGAAGAAAGAUUGUUUCACGAGCGGGAGAAGAAAGCUCAAGAGGAAUUUGAACGGAAACAAGCAGAGCGUUUGAAAAAGGAGGAGGAGUUGAGGCUACACCAGGAAGAUGAGGAAAAGUGGAGAUAUGUGGAAGAUGAUGGACCUGCAGAAAUUAUAUGGCAGGGAAAUGAAAUUAUUGUCAGGAAGAAGCGAGUUAAGGUGCCUGUGGAGCAGGCUGAACAACUUUUGCUUAAGACUGCUGAGAACGCAUCAUCGAAUCCAUUGCCCCCACAGAGUACAGCAUUUGCAGCACAGAAGUUACCCCCGCCUUCAACGCCUGAUGUGAGCGAACCAAAUCCUAUGUUCGGUACUGAACAGGACAAGACUCACUGUCCAUUUCACAUCAAGACAGGAGUUUGCAGAUUUGGGGUCCGUUGCAGUAGAGUACAUGUGUAUCCAGACCAAUCUUUUACUCUGCUUAUGAGGAAUAUGUACACUGGUCCUGGUCUCAGUUGGGAUCAUGACGAGGGGCUAGAGCAUAGUGACGAGGAGGUUGCCGAACAGUUUGAGGAAUUCUAUGAAGAUGUACACUCUGAAUUUCUUCAGUAUGGGGAAUUGGUUAACUUCAAGGUUUGCAAGAAUGGAUCAUCACAUCUGCGGGGGAAUGUAUAUGUUCACUACCAAACAGAGGCUGGUGCUCAAGCUGCUUACAAUGCAAUGAACGGUCGCUUUUAUGCUGGAAAGCAGAUAACCUGCGAGUUUGUGGGAGUAACAAGAUGGAGGGUUGCUCUAUGCGGGGAGUACAUGAAAGGACACCACAAGCCGUGCUCACAUGGAACAGCAUGCAACUUUCUUCACUGUUUUCGUAAUACUAGAGGGGAGUAUGAUUGGGCUGAUUGGGAUAGCCCUCCUCCCCGCUAUUGGGCAGCAAAGAUGGCGAAGCUUUUUGGCUACGAACUGGAUUACAGGGAAGACGAUGAUAGACCAAGCUAUCAUGAUGAUUCUCAAAGACGUUACAGGUCCCACGAGAGGGCUCGAAGCACGGAUGGACGACACAGGAGCGAAGAUAGACAGUCUAGAUUUGAUGAUCAUGAGCAUGUUUCAAGGCAUCGAGAGCGCAGGUGGCACAGGAAUCAUGAUAAGAGUAACCUAUCAAGCUCUGAUGAUAUCGAGAGGUCUUCUAGGAGCAAGAGGCGCGAUCGAAGGCAUCAUCGAUCCAGUCCUGACUCGACUGGUAAAAGGAGUAGGAGGCAAAGUUCUGGAGAGAAAGACGAAAAUGGUAAAAGAUACCACCAGGAAAGUAGGCAGAGUCUUGAAACCGGUCAAGACGAAGCGGUAACGAGGGCCGUUGAUGGAGUGGAAAAUAUCGAUAGCGAUAGGAAAUACGGAAGAGAUCAUGAUGUGGAUGACAAUAACGCUGAUGAACUCCAACACCGGAACAGAAGGAGAAUAGAGCGAUAUGGAACUCCUCAAAUUCAUACUACAUAUGAAAAUAGAUCUUCAACCAGAAGUUGUACAAGAGACCUACAUAUACAUGACUACCCGUCGUCUAACCAUUACAAGAUUAGGACAUGCAGAAAUAACAGUGAUUCUUUGGAGGACGAUCAGACUGGCCAACAUGUCCAGGAAGCCCAAGACAGAACAGAGGGAAGAAAUCGAAAACGAGAGCGUGGAGAGAGAGAGCGAUAUAAGACACGAGAAGUUAGCAAGAGCAAGAGAGGCAGGAGGAAGGAUGCUGAAAGCGAAUCCAGUGACGAUGGAUCGUAUAGGGUCUUAAAGACAUCUAGAAGCGAGCGGAAGCAAGACAGCAGAAGGAGUCUAUACAGAGAAAAGCAUAGGGAUGCGCUUGUAGGUGAGUAUAUCGAACAAGAGGACAGAUGGAGUCUCGAUGUUGAUACGCAAUAAUGGAGUCAAAGUUUUUCGCUGGGUGAACGCAUCGAAGACAGUCUAACCUGUUCAAUUUAUUUUAAUAAAACUUUGUGCAAAUCUCAAGUCCA
Molecule: messenger RNA, 2782 nt
Organism: Marchantia polymorpha subsp. ruderalis
Lineage: Eukaryota; Viridiplantae; Streptophyta; Marchantiopsida; Marchantiales; Marchantiaceae
Source: the annotation of a GenBank genome assembly